This is a messenger RNA of Monopterus albus (swamp eel), 4834 nucleotides long. RefSeq names its product transforming, acidic coiled-coil containing protein 1 (gene tacc1). Gene Ontology annotation, biological process: mitotic spindle organization; cerebral cortex development; nuclear migration. NCBI's taxonomy places the organism in Eukaryota, Metazoa, Chordata, Actinopteri, Synbranchiformes, Synbranchidae. Gene Ontology annotation, cellular component: cytoplasm. The coding region runs from base 1169 to 3550 and encodes 793 amino acids. The record is from RefSeq and is a predicted model, not a curated record. The transcript is spliced from 15 exons.
AAAUAUGUAAGUGAGCAGAAUAAAACGAGAUUUUUCUCUUUUCUUUAUAUUACAGGUUAAGCAGCAUUGCAAAGCUGCAGUACUGAAAAAAUAAUCUAUGGAGGUGUACACUGUGGUACACCAAGUUAAAUAUCUAAAUGCCGGUCAGGGCUACAGCAUAUUCUCCAUAUAGUAACCUGGCAGGAAAUGGCCCACAUGACCAUCUGUACAGCCCAGCUCUCACCUCUCAGGGCAGUUAUGUAAGGGCUGCUGGUGUUUCAGGAAAGGGGUGGGGGAGAUGAGACAAGAUGUGGGAGAAUCCACCUCAUUAUAGCCAAAGAUGUUAAGCAUUGAGGGUGUGAGUGUUAUUCUCAUGAGCUGACACAAAUGAACAUGCUGUUGUGUUGAAUGCGCAUAGAGUAACUGAACAAUUUCAAGCACCAUCGGAGAUUUGAUUCUGUAUUUGAGGGGAAAAUAGUUGCAAUAAAGAAACUGAGAAACCAUGUUGUAUAUGCUGAUUUUCACUGAAUGCUGCGCUGUCAGAAUAUUCUUCAGGAUUUUGUAGAUAGGUAGUGAGGUACCAUGCACCCAAAGACUCUUUGUACUGUCCUCCAGUAUGUUUGGCAUGGGUUUGAUAAGGCUGUUAACAGUAUGUAUCAGUAUGAAAGAAAAUAUAUUUUUUUAUCUGUCUGUGUGAAUUGCAGGUGCACGGCAGACAGUACACCAUGUACAAAGCAAAGCAACAGGAGCUCUUGAAAGAGACUAUCUGUGAUGAAAGGGCUGCCUGCAGCAUUUCAAAGCAGAAAGUUCAUUUCCCAUUUCCCAUCCAGCCACAUGGACUAAGCUCCACUGUGCCGAGAGAACAAGAAUAUCCUCACUCAGAGAGCGGCAACUCCAACAGCAAUCUGAGGACAGACAACUUAAGGACCUCUGCCGCUGAGCAAGGACUUGUAAACCCACUGCGACGGACACAGACAUCACAGCCUGUUGGUUCUCAGUGAAUCCGAGCUCUGAUUCAGAGGGACAUUUUGACACUCCUGAAGCAGCAACUCCUGUCCGCGCCCCUCCGACCAUCCCAGGAGAGCUGGAGAACAGCAAUGCUGAUGCAGACAGAACAGACCUGGAUCAGGAUGAGCACCUGAUAGUGACUGUUCCUUUUGAGGAUCAGGAUAUUUUGGUCAGCCAUAACAUGGGUCAGGAUGAGCCUGUGGUCCCCAUGGAUGGCUCACUGGAAAUAACCAUUCAGAGGACAGAAGCAGAACAAAUGGAUAGUCCUCCAGAAGCAGAACAAAUGGACAGUCCUCCAGAAGCACCAGGCUCUGUGCCAGCUCUAGAUUCAUUUUCAAUGCAGGCAACUCCAGAAGUAGCUAAAUGCAUGGCACCAUCCUCCGAGCCAUCUCAAGAUUCAACCCCAGUCUUAGUCAUAGGUCCUGUCCUGGAUCUGGCUCCAGUUCCUUCUCUUGCUCCAAUCCUAGAAGCAGACUUAAUUCAGAGCAAUGAACCUGUAGCCUUCUCAGCUCCAGAUCCCCCUGAGGAGGAGAAAAUUCUUGAUAAGCAGCAACCAGAAUGCAAUGCUCUCCACAACCAGACAGAACCUACUCAAGAGACUAAAACCAGCAAAUCCAAGCUGAAAAUGAAGGCCUCACUGAAUGAGCUUGCGCAAACAAAUGAGGAACAAGAACUUCCUGUUCCCAAAGCCACAUACAACUUUGACCUUGAUCAGUUGGAUGACAGCUUUAACCCCUUCACCAGCAGCGGAUCUAAAAUCCAGAACUCUCCCCCUCCAUGCAGCACAAGCUCUCUCCCCAGACUUGAGUCACUUGGCAACUCAUUGCCUGUCUGUGAGACCAGCACACCAGCUCCAGUAGAAUUAGAGAUGGUGCCAUCAUCAUCUGAGGCGAAGCCUGUGGUGCUGGAGUUCGGCCUAGACGAGGGGAUGGUCAGCAAGCCACCUCCACGGAAGUUAGGUGGAAAGAAGUCUAUCAGCAAGCUCACAGCUAAGAAGCAGAAGGCAAAAGUAUCAGAGGGUUCCUGCAAACCUGCAUCAGAACUCACAGUACCAGAACCAGAUUCUCAACCAGUACCAGAACCACUUUUCCAGUCAUUAUCAGAACCUGUUUCAGAUCCAGUUCUAGAAGCUUUGCCAGUUUCCAACUCUUCUGUGCCACUGAACCUUGACGAUGUUCCUAUCCCUAAAAAAGGAACGUAUAACUUUGAUCCCAGUCAGUGGGAUGACCCAAAUUUCAAUCCGUUUGGUAGCAAUAACAAUAUGAGCAGCUCUCCAGUGCUCCCCAAGGGUUCCUACAGCCUUGACCCAGACAAUUUUGAUGACUCUGUGGACCCGUUUAAACCUUCCAAAAGCCUGACCAUCGAGGACUCAUGUGGUAGUGCCACUCAGCCUAUGAAAAAAGUAAAAGAUGGAGGCAAACAGAAAACGGUGCAUCCACCAGGGGAGAAAAAAGUGAGGCAAAUUCCCAAGAAAAGCAAAGAGAGGACUAUCACGACAUCUGAACAAGUCAAGUUUCUCUGUUUUCUGUUGAAUUCCUGUAAAGUACAGAAAUAUGAUGAAAGCCAGUCCUUGGUGCUUGAUGUGUGUAGCCAGGAGCAGGAUGAGGUGGUGGUUCAGACUGCAGAGAUCAGUCAUCGAGUUCAUCAUGCCACUGAUGAGGAGAAGCUGGCUUCCACUAGCAUCAUGGGCCAGAAAACGGACAGCCAGGAGGAGAGAGGAGAACCUGAAUGCAAUAAAGCACCAGCGACAAAACAGCAAGUCAGCGACAUAUCUGUAACAGAUGUUCUUGAGACCAAGAUUGCAGAUCACCUGGAGGGGAAGGGCACAUGCAGUCUGAAAGAUGAUAUAGGCGAGAUAUCCAUGAAGCAAACAACAAAAGAGACCACCAUUGAGGCCACAGAUAUUGCAGCCCUGACCCUGGACAACGUACCUCUGAGUGAGAUGGACAAGGCAGCAGUUCUCACACUGAUCAGAGAGGAGAUCAUCACUAAAGAGAUUGAGGUCAAUGAGUGGAAAAGAAAGUAUGAGGAGUGCCGAGCAGAGGUUUUUGAGAUGAGGAAAAUAGUUGCAGAAUAUGAAAAGACAAUUGCACAAAUGAUUGAGGAUGAGCAGCAGCAGCAGAAAAGCCUGUCCUGUAACAAGUCAGUCAGGCAGUUGACCUUAGAGAGGGAUCAGGCCUUGACUGAACUCAACUCAGUGGAGUGCUCCUUUGCUGACCUCUUCAGGAGGUAUGAGAACAUGAAGGGAGUCCUGGAGGGCUUCAAGAAGAAUGAGGAGGUGCUGAAGAAGUAUGCACAGGACUAUUUGAUGCGGAUCAAGCAGGAGGAGCAACGGUACCAAACCCUUAAAGUGCAUGCUGAGGAGAAACUGGACAAAGCCAAUGAAGAGAUAGCUCAGGUACGAGCCAAGGCCAACGCUGAGAGUGUCGCACUGAACGCCAGCCUCAGGAAGGAGCAGAUGAAGGUGGAGUCACUUGAAAGAGCUGUCCUUCAAAAGAAUCAAGAGAUUGAGGAGCUCACCAAGAUCUGUGAUGAACUAAUCGCCAAACUGGGUCCAGAAUAAGAGGCCUUUAAUCAAACUCUCACUGCAACAUGCGAUGUAAAUGCUGUGCAUGAACAAAAUUACAUUAACCAAGAACCACAGAGAAAUUAUGAGGUGUAUUUGAAGGAAUGAUUAUGUUCCACACGCAAUUUAUUGAUUUAAAGAAUCAUUAAGUGUUUAAUCCAUUUUCAAAGACUGAUCCUCAGCCAGUCUGUUGUGCCACAGAGAAUUUCUAUUACCAUUUUCAGCAGCAUGAUUCACACAAAACUGAAGGAAAUAAUGUGGGAACUAAGAGAAAGAAAUGUGCUCAGACAUGAUUUACCACAGCACAUCUACAGUGGAAUUAGAUGCAGUCUUCAGAAAUGACAGUUCUCUCUAUUGGGUGCCUGAACUGAUCAUACUCUAGUAGCUUUUUGUUUUCAUAAACUGUAAAUAUUUUUGCUGCCAUUCGUUUCUUUUGUGAUGCAGACAGUUUAGUUCAACUGGUUAUCUUAGGGAGCAUUUAUUGAGUUGCCUUUGAGUCUUGUUUCAGAGAGUGACCUACACAGUUUGUGAUCAAAUCCUCAAUUCAGUUUUGCAGAUUUUGAAGUCAAACAGCAUGCUGCCAUAAAAUCAACAACCAGCAAUGGUGGGGAUGAAUGAAGUAGUAAAAAUUUUACUCUUAUUAUACUGUAAUAUUAAAUCAUGUGCCAUGUUUCUCUCACUCUUCGAUUAAGUGUAGAAAGGUUGGAAGCAUAUUUUGCUUGUUCAUAUUUUCACUAUGAACUCAGAUGAGGCUAGUGUGCCUUUCUUUUGUCUGUUUUGUAAAAACUAUGGUGAUUUUCAGACUAAGUUGCCAAAGUGUACUGUAUCCAGUUUAUUUCUUUUAUGAUCAAACUGAACAACAGUGAGUUAAAGUGAGUUUGCUUGCUUACUUGCAGUAAUAGAUCAUUGAGUCAUGUGUAUACAUGACUGGCUACAUUACUGUGUUUUGGGAGAAGAUGCUCAUUGACAGAAGAAGCACACAAGUGAGUAUUCAGUCAGAUAUACUGUAAAGCACAAGUUCUUUUGGACGUCCAUCAGCACAAUCCAUUGCCAAAUGUCAUUGUAAAAUGAAAUGGGUUUCAGUUGUCUGUGUCCUGUUGUAGUGGUGUUUCAGUGCAUUCGUUUGAAGGUGCUUUUCAAUGCAAAUCUAUUAUUACAGUACAAUAUGUGUAAAUUUUAUACUUUAUGAAAACAAUAUUCAGAAUUUAGUUCUUAAUAUUUGUAAAACUGAAGAAUUAAGUAUACUCAGAUUGUAUGUUAACUGCUAUAUUUUGUGCAUUU